Molecule: messenger RNA, 6150 nt
Organism: Cynoglossus semilaevis (tongue sole)
Lineage: Eukaryota; Metazoa; Chordata; Actinopteri; Pleuronectiformes; Cynoglossidae
Gene: arhgef12b
Product: Rho guanine nucleotide exchange factor (GEF) 12b
Exons: 38
Coding region: 644-5062 (1472 amino acids)
Biological process (GO): G protein-coupled receptor signaling pathway; intracellular signal transduction
Cellular component (GO): cytoplasm
Molecular function (GO): G protein-coupled receptor binding; guanyl-nucleotide exchange factor activity
Source: RefSeq, a predicted model, not a curated record
UUCUCUCUUUUGGCAAAGAGGAGGAGGAAAAGAAGGAGGAGAGGGGCGAAGAAUUUCUUUUUCACCCUACUUACAUCACAAAAAGCGAGGCUGUGGCAUUAAAUAGAUAAAUUAAAAACACGAACGGAGCUGGAAGAGAAAGAUGCUGCUGCAGAGAAAAAAAAUGCAGAGAGUGCAGCACUUUCGCCAAAGAGGGAACAUCGAUGAUUAAAACGACAGGGACAAAGUUCAUUUAAGGAGGGUUUUUCUACUUUCUACAGCUGCCAAACUUUGACGAAACAACGCCUGGACACCGGCAAAAACUCUGGGCUCCUACCAUGGAAGACUUGCCUAUGACUAUGGAAAAAUAACACAUUUUCCUCAGCUGGGAACUUUGGUACAAACAUUUGCUGCAAGUUUAGAUUCUUCUCUUGCCUGCUUCCAGAUGUGUCUUGUGAUGAAGACUCAGUCUGUCCAAAGUAACACAUUCAACCAACUCUAAAGUGGAGACAAGGAUCACUGUUAUUUUUAUUGUGGGAACUGUGGAUUUUUUUAGGUUUUGGUAUUUUGUUUUGGUUUAAAGCUAACACAGCUUCACGGAUUCGACGGCAUUACAGGACAUGGAUGGACAUAACGAAACAGAAUAACGGGAUGGUUUUAAUUUAUGAUAAUAGGAAGAAAUACUGAAGAUGUUGUUUCGAUAAAGUGGUUGGAAACUACAAAGGGAAGCCCAAUGAGUGUCACACAGUCAACACUCACUGACAGGACCCCAAACAUUCUCAACAACAAGGACCCCGGAGACAAGAAACCAAGAAAUGACAAAUCAGCUGUUUCAGUCAAACAUGAAUUUGAUCCAACAGGUCUGGUCCAGCGCUGUGUGAUAAUCCAGAGAGAUGAAAAUGGCUUCGGGCUGACGGUGAGCGGAGACAACCCUGUGUUUGUGCAGCUGGUCAAAGAAGAUGGAGCAGCCAUGCGAGCUGGUGUUCAGACAGGAGACCGGAUCAUAAAGGUCAAUGGGACCUUAGUCACACAUUCAAACCACAUUGAGGUUGUAAAGCUGAUAAAAUCCGGCUCGUAUGUAGCCCUCACCGUGCUGGGGAGGCCUCCUGGUCUCCCUCAGAUCCCCCUGGGGGAAGAGGAAGAGGACGAAGAGGAGGACCAGAAAAAGGCAGAGGAGGAGGAGAAGGAGAAGGAGGAGGAGGAUGAAGGUUCAGAGGUCAGCCCACCCCUCUGUCUCUCACCUGCGCUGCCUGGUGUAUGUGGAGAGCAACGCAGCUCAUGGAGCAGCAGCAGUCCUCAGGAGAACAGCACCUCCUCUCUGACUGAUGGGAGUGAGAACAGGUCCACUCACAACCAAAGGACUGACCACUCACAAAGGAUGUUGAACAAACAGCUGCUGGAAUUACAGAUGAAGGAGGAGGAGUGCAGCAGGCACCCACGACCGAAGCUACUGAAGGAGAUCCAGGAGAUAAAGAAGCAGAUCUCACUGCUACAGGAGCAGCUGGGCAAAGAGGAUGUGACCGUGUCCAGGAGUGGACAGCCGGAGGAUUUGGACGGUAGACUCUCAGUGACCUCACAAGCAGACAGUGUCGGUGACAGGAUCCUCACUAACAAUAACUCUCCCCUCCCAGAAAGUCCUGGCAGAAGAGAGACGCCCUGUCAGAGCCCAGACGUUGGACGAAGAGACAUAGUCAACCUCUGCUCGAUGCCUGACUCAGAGGACAACACUGAUACGGACUGCAGUGCCCAGUGCAUUGUGGGUAGCCCUCCCUACCUCCUGAACCCCCAGAUCAUUGGAGCAGAAGACGACUACUUUGACUGUCAGCAGGAGCAGAUUAACGGACAGUGCAGCUGUUUCCAGAGUUUAGAUUUGCUCAAGGGCCGACCGGCUCACCUCGCAGUUUUCCUCCAUCAUGUGGUCUCUCAGUUCGACCCUGCGCCGUUGCUGUGUUACCUCUACGCUGACAUGCACAAGCAAACCAAUGCCAAAGAAAGCAGACGCUUCUUCAUGGAGUUCCACUCUCUCUUCAUGGACCGAACUGCGAAUCUGAAAGUACCAGUGCCAGAGACAGUCUCAGCAGAACUAGAGAAGAGGAGACUGGAGUUAAUACCAGAGGAACUCUGCAAACACUACACUCAGGUUUUACAGGACGCUCUCCUACCAGACCUUCACAAGAACCUGGACGACUUCAGACAGAAGCGCAGUAUGGGUCUGACUCUGGCUGAGGACGAGCUGUCCAAACUGGACGUGGAUCCAGGUAGAGAGCAGUCGGCCUCAGAGAAGGAAUGUUCCUGCGCGGAACACAUCAUCUCCAAGAUCGAAGACAUUCUGUUGACAUCACUGCCCACAGAAGAAGAGAAGUGCCAAACCAUGCAGUAUGUGAUUCUCACAUAUAUGAAACAUCUGGGGGUUAAAGUCAAGGAGCCACGUGGACUCGAACAUAAACGAGCACGAAUCAACUUCCUGCCUAAGAUUAAGAAGAGCAUCAAGUCUGAGAAGGAGGGUGAGGAGAAGGUGAAGAAACCUCGCUUCCCCAAUAUCCUCGUCCCACCCAGGCGCCUAAGCAGAGUGGACUCCACUUCAGUCGGUAAGGCCAUGGACAUUAACAAGCAGCGCUCACCAAAGCAGUCCUCGCAGCCGGCCUUAGGGGCCCUGGAACAGUUGGACUCCUCUGCCGGGAAUUCUGGACGAGGCCGUGCAAGUCAGCUCAGCGAGAGCUCGGACACCGGCUCCCAUCUGUCACUCUCCGCCACCUCUCCCACCCACAGCUCCCCCACCACUCAGGCCUCAGAUACGAGUGGACAAGAAUCAGACUCAAAUGUGUCUCCAUUCCCCCUCCAGCCCAGACUGAGUGAGGGUCCACUGACUGGAGAGCAGCAGGAUAAUGUCUUCAGUCCCAUCAACGCUCAGUUUGACUUCAGUCCCUCCAACCUGGAGCAGCUGCAGGAGGAGGAUCAGGAGACGUUCAGCAGGGUGGACAUGCAGUGUGCAGUGACGUCAGCUGACAUCCAGAGUGAGGACGACCAGGGAGGGGAGGUGGAGUGUGAGGGAGAGCCACUGAACUGGCAGUGUCUGGUCAGCAGAGGUGUUCUGGAGAGUCUCACGCCGCAGGAGAUCAAACGGCAGGAGGUCAUUAACGAGCUGUUCUACACUGAGAGAGCCCACCUGAGGACACUGAAGGUAAUGGACAGCGUUUUCUACCAGAGACUGAACAGAGACGGAAUCUUGUCCACUGAGGACAUCAGACACAUCUUCAUUAACCUGGAGGAGAUCGUCCAGCUGCAUGUUUCAGUAACAGAGCAAAUGACAGCGAUAAGGAAACGGAGUGAGACGUCAGUGAUCGACCAGAUCGGAGACGAUCUUCUGUCAUGGUUCAGCGGUGAAGAGGAGGAGAAAAUCAAACAGGCCGUCGGUACCUUCUGCAGUAACCAACCGUCUGCUCUGGAGCUCAUCAAGACUAAGAAGAAGAAAGACCAGAGGUUCCACUUGUUCAUGCAGGAAGCCGAGAGUAACCGUCUGUGUCGACGGCUGCAGCUCAAAGACCUCAUUCCUGUGGAAAUGCAGCGACUGACAAAGUACCCGCUCCUGCUGGAGAACAUCGCCAGAUACACAGAGGACGGUGAGGACAAAGAGAAGGUGAAGAAAGCUGGUGAAUGCUGCAAGAACAUCCUCAACCACGUGAACCAGGCUGUGAAGGAGGCAGAGAACAAACAGAGGUUAGAAGACUAUCAGAGGAGAUUAGAUCUGUCCUCACUCAAACAGAGUGAAAACCCAAUGAUCCUGGAGCUGAAGAAUCUGGACCUGACCAAGAGGAUCAUGGUCCACGAGGGUCCUCUGCUGUGGAAGGUCAAUAAAGACAGAAAGAUAGAGCUUUAUGCUCUCCUGCUGGAGGACAUCCUGGUGCUACUUCAGAAGCAGGACGAGCGUCUGGUCCUGAAGUUCCACGGCAAGAACCCGGCGAGCGCUGCAGACACAAAGCACGUUUUCAGCCCCGUCAUCAAACUCAACACCGUGCUGGUUCGUCCAGUGGCCACGAACAACAAGUCUUUCUUUGUGCUCUCCAUGUCCGAUAACGGCGCUCAGAUCUACGAGCUGACGGCUCAGACGGUGUCUGAUCGCAGGAGGUGGCAGUGUCUGAUCACACAGUGUGCUGAGGCCAUGAAGGCCAAACCUCACAGCAGCGUCACAGCUGUGGUUCAGUCUGAGGCUGAACAAGAUGCCAUUGAGAUCAUCAACCACGGUAAAGAUCCCAGUGAGACGUCGUCAAGUGGAGAAAAAGACACCACCUCCUCUGCAGACAUCGAAGCCUCACCUUCGAGCAUCAACCCCUUCAACGGCCUGAAAUCAGAGGAUGAGGAGGAGGAGCUGACUGUGGCAGAGAGACAGGAAGAGGAGGAAGAAGAGGAGGAGGAGCUGGAUGAAGCUGAACUGGAAGCCUUCCUGGAUGGAAAGCUGGCAGAGAGACUGCAGCAGGAGGAGUCAUGUCGAAACCAGGAGGCUGAAGGACUCGGACUCGGACCUCCAACCUCCAAAGCUGAAGAAGCUCUGCAGACAUUGGCGUUGCUGAAGAAUACGCUUUUUAACCACAUGUUGAGCCGAGAGGCCGAGGAGGAGAAGGAGGAGACACUAGUGCAGAAAAGGAUCAGAGGGUUUGAACAGAAUGACUCCUCAGCUGAGAGUCCAGCGUGUCCUCCUGCUGCCUGUGAGGAGAACCAGUCGUCCACCAGUUCACAGAAGGACGAGCCACAGGUUUCCUCUGGACACACAGGCCUGAGUGAAACCACUGAACACAAUGGUGGGUUCCUGGUUCUGGACUUCAAUGUGGGUUCUGAGGAGAGCAGCACUGAUGACGACGGAGGUUUUGCAAUUGAUGCUGGGAUUGACAUGAGAAAACUGCUGUCCUCGUCUUCACAGACAGGGGGCACCGGCCCCAACCUCAGCAGGCAGCUCAUGACGCACCUGCGCCUCCUACAGGCUGACCUACAGCACCUGAAGGAGGUGGAGCUAAAGUACAAUGAGAUGAGGCAAAUGCACAGUGACCCAACAACCGACUCAGAGGACAACAAUGAUGGGAUUCAGUGAUGGUUCUGACCUCUUGAUCUUCUGGAACAAUCCUAGUGUUCCUCAGUCCAGACCCGCACUCACAGACUGUAUGACAAUCAGUGGAGACCAUGGUGUUUUUUUUCCUCCACUUUAAAUUUCUGAAACCAGCAGGGGGGGCAAUUUCCUCUGGGAAAAGACAAAAAAACGAUGGAAUUACCUAAGGAUAAUUCAGUCACUUUAUCGUCAUCAUAAUCUAAAACACUGGAUAUGGGAAAAAAGGGCAGAGUUGAGUCGAGUCGAGACGAGUCGUGACUUGUGUGGAAGUGGCACUGACGACCUCACAGAGACUUCGUCAGCGUGACUCCGUGUGGAUUCAAGUACGGUAAAAAGGCACUGCUGAAUGUCUGUCAUUAGAGAUGAUUAGAGCAAACAAAGAAAAAAAAGCACGCCAAACUGAAGUACAAUAUAUACAGCCGUUAAAGACACGCUAAAUCUGUAAGAAAGAAAAAACACAUCUGCUUUUUUUUCUUUUUUUUAAUCUGUUUCAAACGUUCAUUAAAUUGUACAGGAUGUCAUGAUCUUCAGUCUUCUUUAGCUUAACACUGCCACUGAGGAGAUUGGUUUGUCAAACAGCGCCACCACUGUUAUUGUUAAAUUACUACUGUCUAUGAAUAUUUAAAAAAUAAUGGAUGUGAAAGUUACCAUGUUAUAGUUUUAAGAGUUUUUUUCCAACUCUUUUCACCAAAAAACCUUGUGGAUUCAUUGGUUUACUUGUGUUCUUAUCAUCCAAUCACAGCCCUGGAUAUUUUUAAGUCAAAUAUUUUAAAAAAAGAAAGAAAUUUAAUUAAAAUUGGGUUAAAGUGAAAGAUGAUUGUUUGCAUAGAGUAAGAGAUUUUCUUGUUGACCCUGCUGGCCAAUCAUGGUACUGCACCUGAAAGUACAUUUUUAGUAGUAUGCCUACUCAAUGGUUCUCCUAAGUGAGGAAUUGAGAGGUGCUCUUUGUACCCCCCCCCCCCCCACACACACACCCUCCUCUUGGAAGUGGCCUCAGAAAAAACUCCUGAUAAUAUUUAAUCAUAAAUCAGUCAUUUUUUUUAACAGUUCAUGUCAAUAAUAUGUAGCAAAAA